Chelonus insularis is the source of this 7119-nucleotide messenger RNA. It is a transcript of the gene hob, whose product is annotated as hobbit. NCBI's taxonomy places the organism in Eukaryota, Metazoa, Arthropoda, Insecta, Hymenoptera, Braconidae. The transcript is spliced from 8 exons. The record is from RefSeq and is a predicted model, not a curated record. Bases 576 to 6866 code for a protein of 2096 amino acids.
GUUUCAUUGCAUCAAUGAUUACGCGAUUACUGUACAACCUUCUUGUCAUGAGUCAAAAAGUUAUUUUGCAAUAUCAAUACAUUAAAAACUCAUUGCAAAUCAUUCUAAUAAUGAAAAAUACCAAAACUCAUCGAUUAGUUUAAUAAUUAUUAUAAUCACGUCAAUAAAUACGAUUUACAUUAAUCAUUAUAAUUUAAAUGAAUUUUAGUAACCUAUUUAUCAUAUCGUUUGACGUGUGAAUUGUAAUGAAUUUUCUCAGCAUAUCCAUCAUCUGUAUGCACUAAUAUCUUUUGUAUAUAAAUAGAAAAUUUGAAAAAAAGAAGUAGUUAAUGAACACUAACGCCAACAUUAUUUUGUCGAUAUUUUACCUCCAACUAAAGUCAUGAUCAUAGUCAUCUGAUGACAAAUAUUCGCUACAGUAUUAAAUUUGGAGUUACUCUAAAUAUUACUUGAAUCAAGAACGUACUUUAUACUGUUUUUGAAAUUUUAUUCAAAAGCCAUGGCUAAAAAAUGAUAUUUUUUUAAUUAUAUAUUUUACAAAAUUUUAAAAUUGUGAAGAAAUAAAUUAAUUCAUCAUGACUCCUAUAAUUAUUAUUGGAAUCGCUUUUUUGAUAAUCUACUACAGUUUUACAUGGAUUCUUCCCAUGACAUUGGCAUGGCUCGUCAAAUGCCGAUACAAAAUUCACUUGUGUGUGGGACGUAUUUCUCUGCCUUAUUUUAUUCUUCAAGAUGUUACAAUUUCAAAAAAUGGGUUUACAGUGGAAAUCGAAGAAAUCACUGUCAGAAGCAGUUUAUUUAGCAGUGACGUUGCGAAACUAUUGGCUGUGGUGAUGCAUGAUGUCAGAAUCAAUAAGGAUGUUCCAACAAGUCCUAAAAUUGAAAAAGAAAGUCUUAAUCCUCCUCUAGAUUUUAGGAAUAAAAAAAUUCCUCCAAUAAUCAUCACGUUUGUUCAAUUUAUGGCCGUCCAUGUAGAAAAUCUAAGUCUACUAGUAUUAGGAAAUGGUUGGUUAGCAAAUGGUAGCGCUGAAAGUCUUACUCUUGAUGGGAGUGUAGUUCAUGGUGCUAGAACACUUCUAGCUUCAGCAACAAUAAUUGGAGGAGCAAUGAAACUUCUUCGGCAUGCAUCUGAUGCUUGUUUAGCUCAAAUAAGCUUCGCUGGGACUGUUGAAGCUACUUUAAAAGCUCAAGGAGACCUUACCGUUGAGAAAUUAUUUGUCGGUGUAACUCAAACUGAAACUUCUGGUGGUGCAGGACUGAUUCAGUUUUUCAGGGACAGAAAAUCGUUAUCACCAAAAACACCACUUUGCAAUGCACCAAAUAAUGAAUAUUCUGAUCACUUGGUGGCAAGAUUUGCUCCAAUUUUACCUAAAAAUCUUACUUUGAAAAUGGGAAGCUCAUCCAUAAUCUUAGGUCGAGAAGAUGGAACAUUAACGGGUCUUGAAGGAAUCAUGAAAAGUUUUCAGAUAAAUGCUAAAUUUCAACCCGAAAGUCUUCAAGUUCAUCUUUCUGUUAAUCUUGGAGGACUUUCAGUAAAGGGAAAGUUGCCAGUAUUAUCACUUCACUCAUUAUCUAUUGAAUCGAAAAUGAAAAAUGAUGUUCUUAGAAUAGAGACUUGUUUAAAUAGUCUACACAUGACUUAUGAUCACAGAGAUUGGGAAUCAUUAUUAUCUAACAACAAUCAAGAUAUUUCAACACCUGAUGUUAAAAUUACAUCAAAAAAUAAAUUUUCGUGGCUUGAAAUUCAAACUAAAACCGAACUCUAUGACGGAUCUUUAAUUGUUCGAUUACCAGACGUUCAAGAAGCUUCAUGCGGAGUUACUCAUGUGAGUGUUUCUUUCAAUAGAUGUACCGAAAACCCUGAAGACUGGAAUAAAAAACUUAUGAUUGAAUCACUGAGGUGCUCUUUAAAUGGAACUAAUACUGGAACGUUAGACAUCACUCAUCAAUGGGGUAAUCCUUUAUCUGUUGGUGUUUUAGUAGCCACAACUCAUCCCAAUGCCGUUGGUAUCGUUUUAGAUUCUUUAAGAACUGAAUGGAGUCUUGAAUUGGCUAAAUUUCUUGAACAAGCAAUAACAUAUUGGAAUGAACAUCAAAAAUUAUUCAGCUCAAAACAGUCAAAGGAACAAGAAAAAUCAAAUAUCAGUUCACUCCAAUUGAAUCUUAAGGUUUCUAACUGUAAUCUUUUCUUUAUUGCUGAAAAUGAACUUUCAGUUAUGAUGCGUUUAGAUUCUGCUAAUAUUGAACACAAUCAGAAGAGGUUUGUUGGUGUUGCUGAAGGCAUCUGUACGAUUACACUGAAUAAAAAUGAACCUACAAUUUGUGAACAUGCAAAAGCUUUGAAAGAACCUUUUUUGUCAAUACGGAAAUGUAAAGCUGCAGUUACUGCAACAUCUGUAAAUGUCAGUCUUGAUGGAUCUCAUUUGUCGUGGAGUCCAAAUCUUCAUUUGAGAUUAUUACAAUUAUGGAGCGAGUCAUGCAAUUUCCGUACUCUUUUACAAAAUAAAAAUUCAUCACCUUCGAAAACAAUAAAACCAAAAAAAUUGUUGAAUAUUUUAGCAACUAAUGGAAUUUCUUUAACCAUAUAUAUAUCGCAAAAAUACUUUGUAGAACUUUCAUCUGACCAAUUACGUUGCUCUCAAAAUGAGUGGCGGUUGAAUUAUCUUCGAGGAUCAUUAAAUAUGGCAGAUAUUAUCACUAUUGAAGGCUUUGAGCUUGUAAAAUUAGCAGACAGCGAAGAUGUUAAGAUGGAACGAUUAAAUAAUGAAGAUUUUGAAUUGGAAUGGAAUGAAACUUGGGCGUUGACAAUAGAAGUAGCUAAGGCUAGUUUUCCCUAUGAACAUUCCUUUACUGAUGCAAUUCAAAAUGAACUUCUAAGUGUAAGAAAAUGGCUGAAAGAGAUUCAUUCAACAGGAUUAUCAAAAGCAAAGUAUUUACCUUGUGAUUUAGUAAUUAAAAUUAAAGAAUGGAUCUUUGAAGUAAGUGAUGAUCCAUUUGAAGUCCGGUUAAGGGAUAAUUAUGAGCUUUUGGAAGAUGAAUAUAAAGAAAGUUUAAAACGUCAAGCGAUGUUAGAUACCAAAGUUCAAGAAUUAUGUCGUACACAUUUACUUAUUCCUCAAGGAAAAGUAGAAGAAUUGUAUGCAAGUUUAAAUAAGAAAAAUGCUGAAAUAUAUGUACAAAGAUGGCGUCAAAUGCAACGAGCUGGACCAGCAAGAACUAGGCUGUUUGCUUGGACCAUGCAAGACUUAGAAAUCAUUGCUUUAGCUGAUCCAACAAUUGAUGGUCUUGAAAAUGCAACUGCAGCUAUUGCUAAAAUGGAUUCGGAGUCGCCUUGGCCAGAAGAUGGACUUGAAUUCAAUACUCUGUGGGUUCGAGGUAUUGCUUUGAAGUGUGCAGAAUGGAAAUUACAACUUCGAGAUUUUCCUCAACCUCUUUUGCUUGUUGAAGGAUUGAGUAUUUGGGGUAGAUUGGCAGGAGCUGAAGCUUUAGCUCCUCCAAGAGCUAGAAGAACUGUUAGAAUUAAAGUUGGUGCUCCGUGGAACGACAUUGUUGUUGAAAGAGGGAUGACUUCGCUCAAAUACUAUCAUGAUUUAAAUUGGGACAUUGAUAAAUUUAGAUACGCUUUUGGACCGUGUUGGGAACCUGUAAUCGCUCAAUGUAAUCUCAGUUUUGAAAAAAUUCUUCAUCCAUCCCGAGAUCCUAGCCCUCCACUUCCCUUUUGGGAUAAAAUGCGUCUCGCACUCCAUGGCAGAUUAACUCUAUGUGUGAAACAACUUACUAUUUUACUUCACGCUUCUUUAGAUCCUUAUAAUACAACAGAAGAAAUGGAAUUGACUUGGUCAGGAUUAGAAUUAGAUUGGACUCUGGGAAAAAUCAUUGUAAAAAGUGAUUUAGAUGUGUAUGUAAGAACAGCAAGCAAAUAUGAUGAUUGUCGGCUGCUUCAUUUACCAAACGUAAAAUUAGCCAUAAAAUUAGCUUGGAUUUGUCUUGGAGAUCCACGUGAUCAUCAUGCAGCUAUUCCAUGUGCUCCAGAUCGACUUCCAGAAUACUCUAGUAAUCAAGAACAUGAUUCUUUUCGAGCUUUCCGAUCGCAAAAUCUUAAUGUGAGUCUUGCAUUAGAAACAAAACUUACUGGGUCUCCAACUUCAACUAGUACACCCACUGCAGUGUUGUAUGGUAGUACAUUAAGAUGGUUUGAAAAUUUAAAGUUUAUUUUAUCAGGAGCAACAAGGCCAACACGUAAAGGUCGAUUAUUUAAAAAUACACGACCGAGAAAAAAACAACUUAGUCGACAUUACAAAAAAGUUAGAUUAACUUUAGCAUUUCAUCGAUUCCAUGUAAGUUAUUGGAUGUCUUUUGCUAUGCAGAGAGGUUUCGAAGUUACUGGAGGUCGAGUGGCACAUUCGUCUGAGCAUAAUUUAGCACUUCAUCCAAUAGAUGAUGGAUUAAUUCAUCGACCCAGAGCCGAAUGGUCUGUUAUUUACAUGACUUGUGAGCUAAAUGAUGCAGAGAUUUGGUUAAAAAGUGCUCUUCAAGAAGAAAAUGAAUCGACUUCACUUCGACAGCCAGUUGAAAAAUGUUAUUGUUUGAGUGUUGCACGUGUGAGUUAUGGAAGAGAAACUCUUGUAGCAGAAAUAAGUGGAGAUACUCCAACUCAUCGAUUAGUAGUUCAUGAUUUGAAAGGUGCUUGGACCAAAACAAAUCGUGACGUAGCAUUUGCAUUAUUUGAUUCCUUUAUAAAAUCACAGCAGUUGAAAAAAAAUUUAUCAACAGCAGCAUUAAAAGGUUUCCUUCGAGAAUCUACUGCAGCACCUCAAAAAAAUCGAACUAGAACAGUGGAAAAUCAAACUACUCCAACUCCAGUAAUUCCAUCAACAGCUGUGACUACGACAACAACCAAAAGCUAUCAAGGAGGAGCUGCGGUAAUGCUUCAAAGAUUAAUUGCUGAAGCAGCUAAUAAACCUGUUGCUUUUAGCGAUGAUUUAUCUGUUCAAACGCGAGGACAACAACUCCGCGGACUUGCUGCAUGUAAUCAAGAUGAUGUACUUCAUAAAAAUUGGCUGAUUGCCCUCGUAAAUAGUCAAGUAUUACUUAAAGGUAUUGAAACCCGUGGAUAUGUUAUUCUGUCGGCUGCAAAAGCGGAAAUACUACAAAGAGUUCAUCGGCCGGUUUGGCGAGAACGAACUUUAGUAUCAAAGACAACCUGGGUUGGUUCUUUAGAAUGCAUGCAGUAUUAUGCUACAGUUAGUGCUAAUAUUGAUGAUAAUAUUGAUGACAAUAUAAUGUGGCUAAGUGUAGAUAAUAUUCAAGAAAAAGAUUCAACAGUGAUUUCUGGUUUUCCAGAUGUCCCAGCACUUGUAGGAUCAGGUCAAAGUGUUGGAGGUGUAGUAAGUCAAACUGUUGGUGGUGGAGGAGGUCUUCAACAUCAAUUACAGAGAAUAGUAUCUCGAUGCAAAUGUGAAUUUUUUUAUGUUGGUUACAGUCAAACUCUUGAUUCAACUGAGCUUGAUGAAGUUCUACCGCCUCCACCAGAAGAAGUAACACUUUGGGAACGCAAAGAUCUUUGUGCCGCUGAUGCGUUUACACUGAUGCAUCAUGAUCUAGACGUCUGCACAAAUUCUUUACAAUAUGCAAUGCUUUUAGAUGUUGUAAAUAAUUUACUAUUGUAUGUAGAACCUCGACGAAAAGAAGCUAUGGAACGGCUACAAAGAUUGCGAUUUCAACUUCAAUUACAUUCAGUAGAAGAUCAAAAAAGACCUAUUCAACAAUUACAAAAUACAGUUCGAUGUUUAGUUGCUAAAUUAAGAAGACUUGAAAAGGAAACUUAUUUAGUUCAAAAAGCACUUGCAGAGGAAUCGAGCGCUGAAUUAUUAUCUGAAAUGGAAAGGCUUGAAUCUCGAGUUUAUGAAUGUAAAGAACAGCUUUCAGCAAGAGCUGAAGAACUUGAUGUUAUGUUAAGCUGUUAUAAAGAAACUACAGCUCCUACGGUAGCUUCAACUUCUUUAAAAGAUAAACCAGCAGCUGUGGCAAGGAUAGCUGAAAUUUGUUUCAAACAUGCUCAAUGGAGACUUACUGAUGCAGAUGGACAACUUGGCAUAGCUGAUCUUAUUCUUACGAAUUUCUUAUAUACAAAAACUAGUAAGACAGAUGAUUCAGUUGAACAUCUUUUAGAACUUGGAUAUGUUAGAAUGACAAAUCUACUUCCCAAUCAAAUUUAUACAGAGGUUUUAACACCAACCGAACUUCAAAGCAAUAUGCCUGUAGAUAGACAAAGGGCAUUAAGAGUUUUUUGUAGAGAAAAAGCUCCAGUUGCUGGUAUUUCUGUCAAAGAACACUUUGAAAUAAAUGUUGUGCCUUUAACUAUUGGAUUAACUAAAAAAUUUUUCAAUACUAUGCUUAAAUUCUGCUUUCCCGAGAGAGAUCCUGAUGGAAUUGAAGAGCCUCCAGCACCACAAAGAGACUCUUCAUUUUAUGUUCCAGUUGAACGUAGAGAUGAUGUGGAAAAAAUGAAAGAAAGAGCAGAUAAAAAUAAAUUAUUCAUAUAUAUAAAAAUACCAGAAGUACCAGUUAGAGUUUCUUAUAAAGGAAACAAAGAAAAAAAUUUAGAGGAUGUGAGAGAUAUAGCUUUAGUAAUUCCUACACUGGAGUAUCAUAAUGUUACGUGGACAUGGCUUGAUUUGCUUUUAGCUAUGAAAAGUGAUUCUAGAAGAGUCAUUUUAAGUCAGGCAAUUAAACAAAAAUUACAAAUUAAACCAAGAGGACCACAGGAAGAAACAACGCCGCAUGAAGAAGAUAAAGCAAGACUUUUACUUGGUGCUAGACAUCUUCCUGGAGAUGCUAGAAAGAAAAGCGUAUUUAAAUUUAAAUGAAAUUGAUUAUUUAAAUUAUUACACGAAAAGACAUUUCGAGACUGCAAAAAUAAUCAUAAAUAUUAGUUAAAGUACAAGAACUAGAUUACGUAAAUUACAAUUUAUUAAAUAGAUAUUUAUUUUUUGAUGAUUUAUUUUUUGUCAUUUAUCAUACAGUUUUUUUGCAAAAGAUUUUAUUAUUGUAAAUAUAUACGAAUAAAUUAAUAUAACGUCAUGAUUUUCAACGUAUAACGGAUUUUUAAAUCAUUGAAUG